AUGCCGAAGUACGAUGCCCUAGACCCGCAAUGUCAUCAACAGCUGAUACCAAGAUCGCGCAGCGCCAAUUCGGUGCCCCCUCAGCCCAAGCCUAAAUUCGAGGCAAAUACACCCGACCUUCAGGAUAAAGAUGACGAGGCCGAAUCCACCCAAGAGCCCAAGCCGGCGUCUGUUAUAAUCCGAGGUACUUUCGCUCAUAAUAAGAGCGUAAAUAUUAUGCCUCAAAAUUUCCGACAUGGGACCGGGCAUAUCACACUCAAUCAAGGCUCAUUACCUAGCAUGUUGAGUCUCGUAAGCGCAAGCUUUAUUGGGUCCACGCUCGCGCUCCUCUUGAUGAAACGGCUGGAAUCCUGAGGGUCCUACUAUUUACAGCACCGGGGAAGAAGGCACUGAUAUGCAUGCAAGGCUGGUCUAAAGAGAGGCGGGGGAGGGAGUUAUGAGUACACAAUUGCGAAUGGAUUCGACCUGCACUUGAAAUUCCUGCG
This is a messenger RNA of Daldinia vernicosa, 485 nucleotides long. RefSeq lists its product as uncharacterized. NCBI's taxonomy places the organism in Eukaryota, Fungi, Ascomycota, Sordariomycetes, Xylariales, Hypoxylaceae. The record is from RefSeq and is a predicted model, not a curated record. Bases 1 to 354 code for a protein of 117 amino acids. The transcript has a single exon.